ACCACUAAGGCAGCAUCUCUUGGAGAUUGCUCCCUGGUGGAGAUUGCCUCAACGUUUCCCAGCGAAGGCAUCCAUAUGGGUGAGUUUUUCCUUAUACUUUAUUUCCUUAUUACCUUUUGAGUAUCGGUUACCAUCUUUAUAUCAUUCCACCUUACAACAACCCUGGAAGAAACUGAGAGAAAGAAAAACACAAACCCACAAAAACAACUCUUAAAACUCUUAAGUCAGUAACAACCAAGAAGUAAACAAACAGAACCAGCAUUGAAGAUGAUAAUGUAAAGCACUGAAUUAUGGUUAUUGUUCUGGGGAGUGCUGCCUGGAUGUUUAUUGAGAUUUUGCAAAACGUGUUUGUAUAACAAAGUUUGUCAGUAGAAUGCAAAUCUGCGUGUUGCUUGUCCUCAGUCAAAACAGAAAAGCUUAAGUUGAAAUUAGGUAGCUAAUAAUAUAACUGUCUCUUGCUGAGGCUGUUUUGCUGUGGUAGAAUACCCAUUAGAAAUUUGUUUUGAGGAGGUAAUAAUGGUGAUAGGGGCUUUAAAGGGAAACGUGCCUUAAUGAAAGGAAGCUGUCAGAAGGUGCAUAAAUGCUGACAUGAACAAAGCAGAGAUGGUCUGCUGAAAGGCACAUUUAAGUACAUGUAAGCCUUGUUCAGAAUUCAGCUGCCCAAGGCUUAGUUACAUGAAGUAUGGGUAUGAGCUCUUGGCUUAGCUUUGAAAAAAUCACUGAGCUGAGAGUGUGUCUGGCAAAGCCAUAAAGAAAAAUGUCUACAAUUUUGUUUGGAUUUCUUUCUUACUACGAUAGAAAUAGCAGCUCAUGAACAUGAAGGGAAAAUCAAAUUAUGAGGCAUGAGGAAGGAAAAAUUGAGAUUUAAAAGACAGCAAUUAGAAAACAAUGAGUAUUGGCCUCAUCCAAGGAGUAACAGGAGGCAGCCUCCCUCUUCACAUCUCAAGAUUGCCAUGCCAGCAGGGAUGAGGGAUGUGUUUGACCUUUCUGCAUAGUGAUGAAAUUUUUAACAAAUACGUGAAGGUUGUCUAUUGUGCUGCUUGAAAAAUGGUAGAAGCUGUUUAAACAGUAGGGAGGAGGGGAUACCUAAGAUGUGGGAGGAACAUGAAAAGAGCUCUGAAAUAGGGAACUAGAUUAUUAUUGUCUAGAAAACAAAGGACCAAGUAGGUGAAAUGAGGAGACCUAUUUUAUGUAUGUGUAUAUGUGUGUGAAUAUAUAAAAAGUGUAGGCUGAGUAUUACUAUAACAGAAAAUUCAGAAACAUGUUAGGAAGCAAUUCUGGAAACUAAACAGCAUCUAAAGGAACAGUAUGAAGAGCUAGGAAGAGUACAAGAUACCCUUUGAUUUUCUUCUGAAAGGAAGAGGUGGAAUAUAGAGGGGGCUGAGUUCAGGGUAAAGACAGGGAAUCAAGAGCAGCCACCCAUGUGGAUUGUGUUAAACUUGCCCAGCAAGAACAGAAGGCUUUCCUGAAACAGAUGGAGAAGGAGAGGGAGAGGAUCAGUUCUCUGCAUUCUUUUUAGUUUGUUGGAUCAGGCUUGUUUUAAGGCAUGUUUUCAUUGAAUAUUCUAAGUGGGGUGUUCUUUGUUGUAGAUUCUGUUUAAUAGCAAUGUUUCAAAGCUUAUUACUUUGACGAACAAAUUUAAUCCACAAAGCAUCCUUAAACUGUUUUUAGCCCUUCAGAAACAUAUCAUUUUUAAUUUUAUUUCUUUAUUCUGUCUAUACCAGAAGUCCUGCUUUGAUGCUUCAAAACUGGGUUUUGGAGAUCUUACUGGAAGUUCUGAGUGUUGUUAUUUUACUCUGUUGAAGCUCCAGUGGAGUUAACAGUUUGAAGUUAUUUUAGAAGUGCCUUUGGUGACUUGAGGCAAGAAGAAAUCCAUGCUAUUACUAUUCAGUUAAUAAUCCAUUACAAGUGACUCUAGUUCUCGAAACUACUAAUACAUGAAGACCUGUUCAAAACUUAUGUAAAUAUUCUCCAAUGCUGUAAUAGAUUCUGGUUUCAAUGGCUAUCUCUAUUCCUGUUAGGAAGUGAUAAUGUCUUUACCAGUUUCUGAUUACUGCUGCUUUCAUGGGAUUAUUAUGGGAUUUCUGGUCUGUUUUGCUUGUUUGUUUCUCCCAUCUGUCUUGCCAAGAGUGAGUUUUCCCUUUUCUGACUUGCUUGUAGGCAGCUGCAGUGAUCAAAACUACCUCUCUAAGCUUUUGUUUUUACAGAAUUGUGAAUGUCUGCUUAAAAAUAUGCAUUUAUAUAUUUAUGCCUGCAUGUAAUAAGUAGCAAUAACAAAAAAUCAAACUUGGAAUAAAUUAGUGUUUAAGGUAUUUGAUAUCAUGUAUCUGUAGAUGAAGCUGGUGCAUCAGAACUAAUGGCAAAAGUGCUAAAUUUAGAUUCACUGACUGCAUUGUAUUUCUGUAAUAGGAACAUCUGCAGGAAUAAAUUACAGAUGUAGUAGGCUACUCUCCUCCAGAGUCACAUAAUAGUUUAUCUUGAGAGCUUAAACAUGUAUCCCUCCUCAGCUUUCCAGCUGCAACAAGGAGUACAACGAAAACACCAUCAAUCCAAAGCAGUAAAACUUGGUUUCUUUCACUUGUAGAAAUAAGGAUGAACAGUCCCACAGAUCAAGCUGAUUUGCAGCAGAAAUGCUACCCUGUAGGCCAGGGUUGUUCUUGAUGUGGUCUAGGGAUAUCUGCAGCUAACUUACGCAUGCAUAAUAAGCUUCUACAAAUUUAGUAGGGAUACAAACUUCUAGAAUUUGGUUCUGCUCACUGUGGGGUGCUUGAAGCUGAAAUGAAGGCUUGAAAGACAUCUACUUCAUGAAGAAGAUUCAAGUAAUCUUAAUGACACAUCAGCCUUUUCCAUUUCUAAGACAGCAUCUCUUCCUGCUAAUUGUGGCUAGUUUUUUUUUUACAGGUGUUCUUUUAUUAAACAUCUGGAUAGAAACAUGUAACGAAGAUCAACUGCUGAAGAUUAAAUCUCUUGAUUUCAAAAAGCUUGUUCACAUUCAGAAAGUCUUAGCCUGUUUCUUACAUGUACUGAUCACAGCUUCUCCCUCUUCAUCCGAAAGAUAUCCUUGUAGUUAUGAAUUACACUGGCUUAUAACCUCUCUGGUCCCAAGUUUUCAUUAUUUUUUUGCUGUGGUAUAGUGCAGUUAACCCCAAGUUAGCACGUAGCAUCAUGAGUAGCAUUGCAAAUCUGUAUACAUAUAUCUUUUUUAUUUUCAGACUGUUUCUUUUUUUUUUUUUCUCCAUUGAACAGAGUCUUAAUGUUGUAAGUUAAAAUUGAAGGCAUGAUGUCAAUGCUUUUGUUAUGUCUUGUCUAAAUAAGAAGGCUGUCAGGCUCUUACUUGUAUAUCAAUAUAAUUUUCCCUCUUGAAAUUGGUAUCCUGGUUACUUCUGUUUAUGAUACUUCCAUAAAUACUCUACUGUUACAUGUAUCACCUGCUGCAGAAUCAGACUUAGUUUUUCUGUAGUAUCACAGAUGCCUUGUUUUAAUUUAACUUUCUGCUUCAACAGCUCAUUAAAGCAAAGAAUAGACAAGGUUAGGCUGUAUGUUCGAGAAAUGAAUAAUGAAUACUUUGAAUGAAAAAAAAAAGCAGAAGUGCAUUGACUUUUGCAUUCAUCUCACUCAAAGGGAAAAAGACUUUGAGGUGCUUUAUUUUAAAUGUUAUGCAAGCCAGUUGUUUUGCAGGAGAAUACUUACUGAAGAAAUUAUGUUAGUAAAUUUGCCUGCAAUUUUAGGGGAAAAAAAUCUGACUGUAAAAGAAAAACAUCAAUAGUUCUUUUUUGUUUGUUUAAUUUAGCUUAACAUUACUUUGCUUCUUCAUGAUCAUUUUUUACUGUACUCCACUAGGACUCUAUUCCAGAUGAACUCCAUGAAGUCUAUCUAACUAAUUUUGUCUUGAAGGUAUAUUUUACUUGGAUCAUACUUCCAUGACAAUUUAAAUACUCUUUUCAGUGGUUAUCAUAAAUAAGAUUUUGCUUCUGAGAUCACAUUUGGUAUGGUGAGAAAGCAGCCUGAAGGAUUCUUAAAUCUUUACAAGAAGACAACUUGCAGACUUGUCCCUCUGCUUAUUGAUACUCAGCUGCUAGUGGACAACGUUGUACCAAAAUCCUUGCUGAUUUCAGAGCAGUAGAGUUUAUGAUGAACAGAAACUACCAUAAACCAAACCUGAAUGACAACAAUUUGCAGCACAGUCUGAAGUAGAACGUUUGACAGAGUUGUGAUGAAGGGCUCCCAGUGUGAAUGCCAGGAAUGUUAUUGGCUAGGCUGCAGCUUACAUGCUUUCUGCUGUGGAAUGGAUUUGUUGCUAAACAUGUGGAAGAAGGGAUGCAGCUGCAUUUAAGGAAUUUAGAAGCUUCUCAGCAAUGUGCCAGUUGCACUGGAACUGAUGAUUUUCUUGCAUCAUAUAACAAGUGCUAAUGUCUACCUUGACUAUAAAAACAACAAAAAAGCAACAAAAAACAUCUGAACUAUGACUUUUAAAAAGAUUCACUGUGAAAAGUUCAAAAGGAAGAGCGAAGAGGCAGAGGACCUUCUAGAAUUGCAUUCCCAUCAGCAUGUUGAGAUGGAAAGGUGUGAAAGUAAAGAGCUUGAUGUUGAAAUAAGGAACCUGAUAGAAAGGAGUGGCACUUCCAAGUCGUGUGAGGACCCUGAACCUAUUGCCCAAGGGAGUCUGAACCACCAGAGGACUUUGUGUUCCCUUAAGACCUGCAGUGAAGUGAAUGCUCAAGGCCAUCUUGAAAGCGCAUGGGCAGAUGUGAGUGAGAUGGAAGCUCCAGCAGAUCCACUAGAAUCAAAGCACGUAUUACCAAACAAACAGAAGACUGUAUUAGCUAACUCUCAGGAACGACUUAUCCUCUCACUGGAAAGACAGAGACAAGAGCUUCUGGAGGUGAACAAGCAAUGGGACCAUCAGUUUAGGACCAUGAAACAGCUUUAUGAGAAACAGCUGGCAGAAGUGAAAGCAAAACUGCGCGUGUCAGAGAGGAAAGUCUGCAAGCUGGAAGAGGAAAGACAUCGACAUCCUCCAGAGAUGGAGAGGCUGCAGGUCCUGGACAGAGACAGACCAUCACAGGAAGCGGAAGAAAUAAAGGUCCUCAGUGAAGCCCUACAUGAAAUGAAGGAAGAAAACAAGCUCCUGAAGCAGAAGAAUGUGUCAAUGAUAAGAAAACAAGAGCACUAUGAGUGUGAAAUAAGUCGUCUCAAUAAGGCCCUUCUGGAUGUGUUGAAAAAGAACUCGUCUAUUCUCAGGACUCCUUCAGAGACUGGUGACAAGAACAGCCUUGAUGACAUGAGAACCCAACUUGAAGUUCUCAAACAACAGGUACAAAUAUAUGAAGAAGACUUCAGAAAGGAGAGAUCUGACAGAGAAAGACUUAAUGAGGAGAAAGAAGCGUUGCAGAGGGCUAAUGAGAGAUUACAGGCUCAACUGAAUAAACUAAACUCUAAGAUGAAGACCUGUCUGAAAGGAAAGGAACAAGAAAGGCAGUUACUGCAGCAGACAAAAGACAUUCUGGUACGGUCUGAGAGGCUCACCUACCCACCUCCACUCUUUCUCUCUCCAUGUGCUAAUUACGGGAGUUGUGGGUUGGUUCUUCACUAUCAAGAUCCUCAAGUCCACCCAGUGUCUCGCAGAGCACAAGAACAGCAGCAGCACUCACCAGACUAUCAGUGGUAUGUUCCUGACCAGUUUCCUCCAGAUGUUCAGCACAAGGCAAAUGAUUCAUCGUCAGAGAAAGGAGCCCAUCGCUGACGGCCUUUGACCUGAAGAUGUGUACACCCAAGACAGCAAGCUAGUCUUGCAAUUUCGUUAUUUGGUUUUGUUCUGGUUUUAUUUUAUUUUGUUCUUUGCCCCGAGCUUCUUAUCUCUUCAGUGCAUGUUAUUUAUGCCUCGUGAAAUCCCUGCGAGGACAAUAGAAAAGCAGAUCGUUCAGGCUAGAGAUCCUCACGAUCCGGUUAAACUCCACUGGGAAGCGUUAAUGCCCUUUGUUCUGAAGAUGCUGUUUUUGCUGGCUAUUUGUUAAGAAGCCUUGUGAUAAAAGAUGCAGCUAUUGCUGGAGCUUUGGAAGACAGUUGCAUCUGGUUUGAAUUCAGGAGCUUCCAGCUCAAUAGUGUUGUGAUUCUUUCUCUUUAGGGAUUAUAAUUGUUUUUAUUAGAUUCCUGGGAAUGAUUUGUUGAUGUACCAUCUUGAAUUCUGUGGGUUUUUUUGGUUGUGUGUUACAAAGGAAAUGCACUUCACUGUUUUAAUGUGUUUGUGCAAUUGGGAUCAGGUACUACCAAUGCUAGGCCGGGCACAAGGUGCCUAUUCCCAUUCUGAGUCCAGGCCAGCCCUCCUUUCAAUUUGGUUCUAAAGGUGUAUAUGUAAAAACAGUAAUUCUUUUUCUUUGCACACUUAUAUCUUUAUCACACUUUAUCUGUAAAGUUUUUGUAUAAGUAUUUUGUGAGUUUGACUUCACAGCAAAAACAAAUUUAUAUUUCCAAAGAGUUGUUGCAAAGAACCCCAAUGUAAUGAAUCUGAACAUUGUCAUGUGGCCUCCAAUCAGAGAAUAAAUCCUGGGUUUCUAAAACAAAAAUGUAUUAAUACUAUGAGACUUUAAAACUCUGGUGAAUGGCUGUUCAUCAAGUGCUUCCCAUUUGCCAGACUGCCUUUCAGGCUCUUGGUGAGGGAGGUACCCCAGCCUGCUGGGACCCCACCUGAAGGAAGGUAUGGGGACUUAGUGCCAGGAGCUAUAUGAGAUGUCCUUUGUGCUUUGCUAGUAACGUAGGAGUAGUUAAUAUGUGUUGAAGUUCAUACUGCAGUAGAUUUUGGAUCUAUAUGAAGACAGAUAGAGAUCAGCUGGAGAUGGUUUGUGUGUCAUUUCUGCAUUUAGAACAGAUAUUUUCAUUCCCAUCAACAUACAAACAGAUUAAAAUAAUAGCCAUGCAGGAUAAAACGUGUUGCGAGUUUGAUUUUGGACACACUGGGGAAGAGUCUAUGGGAAAGGAUUUUUCUAUUGUUAAUUUUUACUGUGAUGCUGCUCUUGUCUAUGCUGAUUAAAGAAAAGUUUUCCUAACUUUCAAUAAAGAAUUGAGAAGCGCCUGAGCGAA
Molecule: messenger RNA, 7077 nt
Organism: Coturnix japonica (Japanese quail)
Lineage: Eukaryota; Metazoa; Chordata; Aves; Galliformes; Phasianidae
Source: RefSeq, a predicted model, not a curated record